Callorhinus ursinus (northern fur seal) is the source of this 2364-nucleotide messenger RNA. It is a transcript of the gene RGS9, whose product is annotated as regulator of G protein signaling 9. Gene Ontology annotation, cellular component: neuron projection; plasma membrane; cytoplasm. The record is from RefSeq and is a predicted model, not a curated record. Gene Ontology annotation, biological process: G protein-coupled receptor signaling pathway; regulation of G protein-coupled receptor signaling pathway; positive regulation of GTPase activity. NCBI's taxonomy places the organism in Eukaryota, Metazoa, Chordata, Mammalia, Carnivora, Otariidae. Gene Ontology annotation, molecular function: GTPase activator activity.
GGCGUGUGCGGGGCGCGCGGGAGCCUUCGCCGGGGGCUUCCCCUGCUGCGGUCCGCUCGAGUUCUGGUUCGGCGUUCGUCGCGGGUCCAGGAUGACGAUCCGACACCAAGGCCAACAGUACAGGCCGAGGAUGGCAUUUCUGCAGAAGAUCGAAGCCCUAGUGAAGGACAUGCAGAAUCCGGAGACGGGGGUUAGAAUGCAGAGCCAGAAGGUUCUGGUCACCAGUGUCCCUCACGCCAUGACAGGAAGUGACGUUCUACAGUGGAUCGCCCAGCGGCUUUGGAUCUCUAAUCUGGAGGCACAGAACUUGGGCAGCUUUAUUGUCAAGUAUGGCUACAUUUACCCCCUGCAAGAUCCCAGGAAUCUCGUCCUCAAGCCUGAUAACAGCCUCUACCGAUUUCAGACGCCGUAUUUCUGGCCCACCCAGCAGUGGCCGGCUGAAGAUACAGACUAUGCCAUCUAUUUAGCCAAGCGAAAUAUAAAGAAGAAAGGGAUUUUAGAAGAAUAUGAGAAGGAAAAUUAUGAUUUCUUGAACAAAAAAAUUAACUACAAAUGGGACUUUGUCAUUAUGCAGGCCAAAGAGCAAUACAGGACUGGAAAGGAAAGGACUAAAGCAGACAGGUAUGCACUGGAUUGCCAGGAGAAGGCGUAUUGGCUGGUCCACCGAUGCCCCCCGGGAAUGAACAACGUGCUGGACUAUGGCCUGGACCGAGUGACCAAUCCAAAUGAAGUCCAGGUAAACCAGAAACAAACAAUCACUGCUGUCAGAAAAGAGAUCAUGUAUUACCAACAGGCCUUAAUGAGGUCCACUGUGAAGUCUUCAGUGUCCCUUGGAGGGAUCGUCAAAUACAGUGAGCAGUUUUUGUCCAAUGACGCCAUCAUGUCAGGCUGCCUUCCCAGCAAUCCUUGGAUAACAGAUGACACCCAGUUCUGGGACUUAAAUGCCAAAUUGGUAGAAAUCCCAACCAAGAUGCGGGUGGAACGAUGGGCCUUCAACUUCAGUGAAUUGAUCCGAGACCCCAAGGGCCGACAGAGCUUCCAGUACUUUCUCAAGAAAGAAUUCAGUGGGGAGAAUCUGGGAUUCUGGGAAGCCUGUGAAGAUCUGAAGUACGGAGAUCAGUCCAAGGUCAAGGAGAAAGCAGAGGAGAUUUACAAGCUCUUCUUGGCCCCAGGGGCGAGACGGUGGAUAAACAUAGAUGGCAAAACCAUGGACAUCACCGUCAAGGGGCUGAGGCAUCCCCACCGCUACGUGCUGGAUGCGGCACAAACGCACAUCUACAUGCUCAUGAAGAAGGAUUCUUAUGCUCGCUACUUAAAAUCUCCAAUCUAUAAGGAAAUGCUGGCCAAAGCUAUUGAACCUCAGGGAACCACCAAGAGAAGCUCCAGCCUCCCGUUUAUGCGGCGCCACCUGCGCUCCAGCCCGAGUCCCGUCAUCCUGAGGCAGCUGGAAGAAGAAGCCAAGGCUCGAGAAGCUGCCAACACAGUGGACAUCACCCAGCCGGGCCAGCACACUGCUCCCAGUCCUCACCUGGCCGUGUACACCGGGACCUGCGUGCCCCCUUCUCCUUCCAGCCCCUUCUCCCCAUCCUGCCGCUCCCCCAGGAGGCCCUUCCCCUCACCGGGCCGCUUCAUCCGGAGGCCCAGCAGCGCCAUCUGCCCCUCGCCCAUUAGGGUGGCCUUGGAGAGCUCUGAGCAGAAGGGGGAGGCCAGCGGAUCCAGUGCCUGCCCCGGGCCCUCCGACACUGACAGGAGCGAGGCCUCAGCCGCCGAGCACCCCUGGCCCCGGCCCCAGCCCAAGUCCCCGCCCAAGGCCCGCAUGGCUCUGUCCUUCAGCAGGUUUCUGAGACGGGGCUGUUUAGCUUCCCCCGUCUUUGCCAGGCUCUCACCCAAGUGCCCCCCUGUGUCCCACGGGAAGGUGCAGCCCCUGGGGGAUGCGGGCCAGCAGCUGCCACGACUGAAAUCCAGGCGAGUAGCGAACUUUUUCCAGAUCAAAAUGGAUGUGCCUACGCAGAGUGGAACCUGCCUGAUGGACUCAGAGGACGCUGGGGCAGGAGACGCGGGUGACCAGGCCAUAGAAAAGGAGGUCAUCUGCCCCUGGGAGAGCCUGGCCGAGGCGAAAGCUACCUGAGCCGGGGGCCCUGGACGAAGAAGACGCUCCUGGCAGACCCUGCCAGAGGGGGCCGUGGGCAUGCCUGCUCUCGAACCAGAGUCCAUUACGAUCACAUUUGGGGGCCAGAGAGACAAGAUGGGAUGGAUUAUGGGGAGGUGUGCACUGGCUGGGGUCCUGAUGGCCAGUUCCUACCCUUCCCCCUGACCUUCCCUCCCUUGGGCAGAAGAAAGGCAUGUGGACCAGACAACUUUACU